Messenger RNA from Drosophila busckii, 1401 nucleotides. RefSeq lists its product as uncharacterized. The coding region runs from base 616 to 1392 and encodes 258 amino acids. Lineage: Eukaryota; Metazoa; Arthropoda; Insecta; Diptera; Drosophilidae. The transcript is spliced from 2 exons. The record is from RefSeq and is a predicted model, not a curated record.
UAGACUCUUAAGUUACAAAUACAUAAUUUUCGAGGAAUAAAUAUCAAAGUAGGCUUGAAAUUCUGAGAAAUGAAUUGAGUUUGGCACAAUCAGCUAAAUAAAGUCAAAUUUUAGCUAGUAAUAACUGUUUAGCUGCUUUUCAGUACAAUUUGUUAGAGUUUGAGUACAAAAAGCACUAAAUCAGCUAAAUAAAGUUCAGUUUUGACUUUUACUAAAAUAGAUUUUAGCUAAAUCAAAACUAAUGCAAUGCAUAAAAACAAUGUAUGAAAAUCUAAACUAAACUAUGAAAAACAAAAUAAUUUGCAUUAGGCUUAAGUGCUCUGAAUUGUUUUAGAUGAGAAAAGCGCUUAAGCUCAGCGCCUGUGCACGUGGCAAGUUGCUGGGGUGGGGGGGAGGGUUACGCUUAUAUUAUAAAGUAAAUUAACUGAAUUGCACUUGGGCCAAGGCAGUCAAUUUGUUAGCUGGCGCUGCUGUUGCUGCUGCUGCUGCUGUGUGUUUUGCAUAACCAAUUGAAUCAAGACGCAUUUGGUCAUGGAGGCAGCAGCAGUCUCAGUGCUUUUAAGAUUAUAAAUAGAUGCGGCUGCGCUGCUGUGUUGGCAGUCAGAUGCGGCGAAGAUGGCGCACAAGCUGCUAAUAGUGCUAUGGGUGCUGUUGCUGCAACGCUUGGGCCACACCCAGUCGCAGCAGCAGUCGCAGCAGCAGUCGCAGCUGGUGGCAUGCAACUUUGACAGUUUAACACUGCGCGACGAUAUGCUGGAGUUCACAGGUCAGCUGGUGCUAAAGCAAUCGCAGGCGCUGCUGCUGGCCGCAAGCAAAAUCUUUGAUAUGAUCAACGAUGAGCUAAGCUACAUGGCCGUGGGCAAUCCAGCGCUGCGUAUGCGGCUCAAGCUGCUGGCGGAGCAUGUGGCAGCCAUAGAGCAGUCGCAGCUGCUGCAGCUGCAUAAGCUCAGCUCAGCAGCGGAUCUCAGCACGCUGGCGCACUUUUAUGAUCGACGCGUAGCGCUGCCAGCGAAUGCAACAGCUGCGGUCUUGCCACAGCUCGCGCGUCUUUGCAACAAUGUGCUGAAUGCGCUGAGAAGCAAAACGGUGCAGCUAUCGCUGGAGGAUGAGCUGCUGGCGAAUGCAAUGCGUGGCACUGGUUGGCCCUUUGUGCGCAAUGUAAUGCGCAUUGAGCUGGCCAAAUUCUUUGAGGAUUACUUCGCAGCACACAGUGCGGAUGCGCAUUAUCAGUGUGCACCACAAGCGCUCAGCUGUCGCGGCGAGCGUUUGUUUCUCACUUACUACAAUGAGCUGCGCACUGCGCCCACUGAUACAGACAGACUGGAGCGUGCUUUGGUGUGGAGCUUUCGAGUGCUCAAUGUUAGCUACAAAACGAAUUUCAAAUUUGUUUAAUUAAUAAAU